This is a messenger RNA of Amphiprion ocellaris (clown anemonefish), 3159 nucleotides long. RefSeq names its product WASP like actin nucleation promoting factor a (gene wasla). The coding region runs from base 340 to 1977 and encodes 545 amino acids. The transcript has 11 exons. Gene Ontology annotation, biological process: regulation of Rho protein signal transduction; actin filament organization. Gene Ontology annotation, molecular function: actin binding; small GTPase binding. The record is from RefSeq and is a predicted model, not a curated record. Lineage: Eukaryota; Metazoa; Chordata; Actinopteri; Pomacentridae.
UUCCCUGCUGCUGCCAUGUUGGAUGUACGCAUCGCAGCUGCAGCUGCAGGAGUUUCCUAAUGAAAGUUGAGCGUUUUUCCGUCAUUAGACACUUAGCGACUCUUUAGUUUUAUAUUUAACACCAGUCGGAGGAGUUAAGGUUUCUUCUUACGCAGAAGCAAGCCUGGAAAACACCUUCUGUCCUCCGCCCUCCUGCCCGGAGUCGGACUGAGUGGAGAUGAUCCGGUUGCAGGCCACAGCAACCGGAGCCCGCAUGGAUUUUCUGUAAUUUUUAGUGUUUGCUGAGUCCAUUCCGGUGAUCACUGCGUCGUUUUAGGGUUAACUAGAAGUUUUGGACCCAUGAACAGCCACCCGCCGCCCCGCAGGGCUGCUAACGUCGGCUCCCUGCUUCUGACCCCGCAGGAGAACGAGUGCCUGUUUGGCUACCUGGGAAGGAAAUGCGCCACCCUGUGCUCGGCGGUGGUUCAGGUGUAUGUAGCCGACCGAAGCUGUAGCUGGGUGAAGAGGUGCUGUGGAGUGGCCUGCCUAGUCAAAGACAACCCCCAGAGAUCCUACUUCAUCAGAGUGUUUGACAUCAAGGAGGGGAAAACCAUGUUUGAACAGGAACUGUACCACAGCUUCUCCAUUAGCAGCUCCAGACCAUACUUCAUCUCAUUUGCAGGCGACAGUUGUCAGAUUGGUCUGAACUUUGCUAGUGAAGAAGAGGCCAAACGAUUCAGAGCUGCCAUCAAUGACCUGCUCAACCGACGACAAAGGAAAACAGAGAAAAGAAGUGACCCUAAAAAUGGUCUGGCUCUGCCCAUGGCCACAGUGGACAUCAAGAACCCAGAGAUCAACAAUGUCCGAUUCCACAACUCCCACAGCCACCAGCAGCCAUACCACCUUAACAACAUGCUGAGCCACAGUGGCUUGACAAGGAAGGACAAAAAGACCAAAGGCAAGAAGAAGAAGCUGACCAAGGCUGACAUCGGCACACCCAGCAACUUCCAGCACAUCGGUCACGUGGGCUGGGACCCAAACACAGGUUUUGAUCUGAACAACCUGGACCCCGAACUCAAGAACCUGUUCGACAUGUGCGGCAUCUCUGAGGCGCAGCUAAAGGACCGAGAGACAUCCAAGGUUAUCUACGACUUCAUUGAGAAGAAAGGAGGCGUUGAGGCCGUGAAGAAUGAGUUGAGGAGGCAGGCACCCCCUCCACCUCCCUCUCGGGGUGGUCCCCCUCCUCCUCCUCCGCCUCCCCACUGCUCAGCUCCACCCCCACCUCCACCUCCACCAUCCAGAGGAAGCCGAGGAGCCCCUCCUCCCCCACCUCCGUCCAGAGCCCCCGUCUCAGCUCCUCCACCACCACCUCCUUCCAGACCAGGAACUCUGGGUGCCCCUCCUCCCCCACCUCCUCCCACCAGAGGAGGUCACCAGCCACCUCCUCCUCCCCACCACCACCAUCACCAGCCUCCCCCCCCUCCUCCUCCAUCCUCCUCACACUCCUCCAUUGCUCCACAAGCUCCACCCCCUCCACCUCCUCUACUGGCCCAGCAAUCUACAGCAAACAGUGCCCCUGCACCACCUCCUCCCCCUCCUCCUCCACCUCCCCCGCCAGGGCCCCUCCCCCCUCCAGAGAUGGACGGUGUAGGUGGAGGCGGAGAUUCACCUCAUUCGCCAAGCCCAGUUGGCAAGUCAGCACUGCUGGAGCAGAUCAGAGGAGGAACUCAGUUGAAGAAGGUGGAGCAGAACCACCGAGCACCAACGUCCAGCACUGGACGAGAUGCCCUGCUGGACCAGAUCAGACAGGGAAUCCAGCUCAAGACUGUGUCGGAUCAUCCAGAGUCUGGUCCUCCAACGCCGGCUCCAGCUGCAGGCAUUGUCGGCGCUCUUAUGGAAGUGAUGCAGAAGAGGAGCAAAGCCAUCCAUUCCUCAGACGAAGAUGACGAUGAUGACGAAGAGGAAGACUUUGAGGAUGACGAUGAGUGGGAUGACUAGUGCAGAUUUGUCUCCUCAACACCCCACCCCUCAACCCUGCACUACAGCUGACACAAAAAUAUCUCCUAAAUAUCUUCCAGAUUCUGACUAAAAUUGUAAUGUAAAUGUUGUAUGAAUUUGCUGUAUAUUUAUUUUUGCCUUUUUGCUUUUUUUAUGGUUACUAUUAAUCUGUGCAAUACCUCAUCCGUUAAAUCUGUUACAUUCACGACAUACCCUCAUCGUUACAGCUCCUCCACCUCUCCUAUGUCAUUAAAAAGCACUUAAAUCCAUCAUCAGCACAAUGUGAAGAUGCCGCCAGCUACAUUUCAUUGUCAAUGAUCAAUAGCAUAAACACUCUGCUGAGAGGAGUUAGAGACCUUGUGUGCUCGUUGGGAAUUUCAUUUUUUUUUUUGUAUUCACGUAAUUUGUGAAACUUAAAAGGGAGACUUAUGUGCGACCAAACAGGCAGGAUCCUCUUUGUGUUUGAUAGUAGUUGGUUUAAAUGCAAGAUAACACUAUUUUCUUACUGCGCUUCUUUUCGUACCUUCGAGUUUCCUACUAAAUCGCAGUUUAGUCGUGUUAUUUUUACAUAAAGACAUCCGAUGACCACAAUGCCGCAGCUUGGUUGCCUGAUGUGGAUGUUAGAUUUUCAGUUUUUUAAUGUAAUUAAAGUUGUUUAUUUGCACAACUAUCUUUAUGAUAGUUCGGUUUCGGUUGUUUGUUUUUCUGGAUGUGCAUUUGUCAGGAACAGUUUUUAUUUUAUUUCAAGCAGGAUGUAUCAGCAGUGAAAUCAUUUUACAAGCUUAAGGUUUUGCAGUAUUGCAGCCUUUAAAUGCAGUUCCAAACAUGACUGACAAUGUUUAAGUUAGCAACUUUUUCAAGGCUGAACACACAUGAACUCACACACACUGCGUGGCAUUUGUGAAAUAAGAGUUCUGUUCUUACAUCUGGUUGGUUGUUUUUGUUGUAACGUCAUUCCGUUAUUCCCUGCAGGAGGAGCAUCAACAGGGUCUUGCAUCAUAGCAAAACUAAAAAUUUAUAGUGUGGUGUGUGUGUAUAUAUACAUACAGACCUACAUAAAUACAGAUACACACACAUACAUGCAUCAGUCAUACAUCACUUCCAUCCUUAACAAACUAUGAUUUUAUGCAAUGCGACUGUAAAUGCCUCCUAAUGGAAAAUAAUAGAAAAAGCAAAUAAUAA